CUACAAAGUUUUCAAGAGACUUGAGCAAAGAUGGAGACUUUUUGAACUCAAAUACCAAGGCAAGAAAAAAAGAAAUUAUUAGUUCUUCUGAAGAAGAAACGUCUAAGCCAAGAGCAGCAUCUAAUAAACAAAACUAUAAUAAUUUUGCUCGCACUCCAUUUGAGCAACUUAAUUCAAAUAAUUCUGCUCGCGCUUCAUUUGAGCAACUUAAUUCAAAUAAUUCUGCUCGCGCUCCAUUUGAGCAACUUAAUUCAGAUAAUUCUGCUCACGCUCUAUAUGCCACACCAACUAAUAAUUUAACAUGUCCAUAUCAACAAAAUCAAGAUCUAGCUUAUAAUUAUAU
Messenger RNA from Racocetra persica, 343 nucleotides. The record is from the annotation of a GenBank genome assembly. Lineage: Eukaryota; Fungi; Glomeromycota; Glomeromycetes; Diversisporales; Gigasporaceae.